This is a messenger RNA of Spizellomyces punctatus DAOM BR117, 2112 nucleotides long. RefSeq names its product methionine-tRNA ligase. Gene Ontology annotation, biological process: methionyl-tRNA aminoacylation. The transcript has 9 exons. Gene Ontology annotation, molecular function: methionine-tRNA ligase activity; ATP binding. Gene Ontology annotation, cellular component: cytosol; aminoacyl-tRNA synthetase multienzyme complex. Bases 12 to 2054 code for a protein of 680 amino acids. The record is from RefSeq and is a predicted model, not a curated record. Lineage: Eukaryota; Fungi; Chytridiomycota; Chytridiomycetes; Spizellomycetales; Spizellomycetaceae.
GGCCAACGAUCAUGAGUACUGACGGGGUGAAGGAUGGCGGGCCGCUGCCAAGGGUGAACAACGACGUUACCAUUGAACUCAAGCACCAUGAAAGUCUCGUGUUGCCCAAACCCGACCAGCGCAAUGUCCUCAUCACCAGCGCGCUACCUUAUGUGAAUAACGUGCCCCACUUGGGCAACAUUAUCGGCUGCGUUCUCAGUGCCGAUGUGUUUGCACGAUACUGUCGACUGCGGGGUUAUAACACACUCUACAUUUGCGGAACGGACGAGUACGGAACAGCGACAGAGACAAAGGCUUUGGAGGAGGGUGUGUCCUGCCAAGAGCUCUGCGAUAAAUAUCACACAAUACAUAAAAAGACCUACGAGUGGUUCUCGUGUGACUUUGACUACUUUGGACGGACGCCUACCGAAAAGCAUACACAGAUCACACAAAAGAUUUUCAAUGCUAUUGACGUAAAGGGCCUAACGGUGGAGAGAACCAUGACGCAGUUGUACUGCAAUCAUCACAAUUCAUUCCUGGCAGAUCGGUUUGUUGAAGGAACUUGCCCAAACUGCAAAUACAAGGAUGCCCGCGGUGAUCAAUGCGACGAGUGUGGAAAGCUUCUGGAUCCGACCGAAUUGAUCAACCCGCACUGCAAACUUGACAAAACGACGCCUGUACCGAGAGAAACGGCACAUAUCUUCUUGGAUUUGGGCAAGUCGCAAGCUGAACUUGAAAAGUGGGUAGAGAAGUCUAGCGUGCAUGGACUGUGGUCGCAAAACACAAUCAACAUCACAAAGGCGUGGCUUAAGGAAGGGCUAAAAGAACGCUGUAUUACCCGUGACCUCAAGUGGGGAGUUCCGGUUCCCAAGGAUGGGUUCAGAGAGAAGGUGUUUUACGUGUGGUUUGACGCUUGCAUCGGAUACCCAUCCAUUACGGCUAAUUACACAGACGACUGGGAGAAAUGGUGGAAGAAUCCUGAGCACGUUGAGCUUUUCCAGUUCAUGGGCAAGGAUAAUGUACCGUUCCAUACCGUAGUGUUUCCGUCAACGCUAUUGGGUACCGGGGAGGAUUGGACUCUUUUGCAUCACAUUAACACGACAGAAUAUCUGCAAUAUGAAGGCGGCAAAUUCUCAAAAUCUCGGGGCAUUGGCGUUUUUGGCAAUCAUGUAGUGGAAGUCGGCGUCUCAGUUGCUGUAUGGCGGUACUACCUUCUUUCCAACCGACCUGAAACCGGAGACUCGCAAUUCACCUGGAGCGGAUUUGUUGCUUGCAAUAACAACGAGCUGUUGGCCAACCUUGGCAACUUUGUCAAUCGAGUUGUGAAGUUUUUGAACGCAAAGUACGAACGGACGAUUCCAUCUUAUUCUGUCACGGACGAAGUAGAAGCAAAACUGAUCGAUGACGUCAACGGGCUGUUGAAACAGUACAACGAAGCUCUCGAAGGCGUGAAGCUCCGGCUAGGUCUCAAACUGGCUAUGGAUAUCUCUGCACGCGGAAACCUCUACCUUCAAGACAAUCGCAUCGACAACAAGCUUUUCGCCAACGCACGUGAACGAUGCGACACGGUCAUUAGCGUCGCGGCCAACCUGGCCUAUCUCAUCGCAGCACUCAUUUACCCCUACAUGCCCACAACCUCUGAAAGCAUCUUCAAACAACUUCGGCUCCCCACACGCAAAAUUACGGAUACAUGGUCAGGGAAAGACAUUGAAGCAGGACAUGUCAUUGGAGAGGCAGAGUAUCUCUUUUCGAUCAUCAAACCCGAAAAGGCAGAUGAAUGGCGCAGAAAGUACGGGGGCAACCAGGCAGAUAGCGACGCCGGUGUUUCAAAGACGUCGAAAAGAAAGGCAGCGAAAGCCAAGGCUGCUGCGGCAGGGCUUAGCGAGGCGCCAGCGGGGGUAGUCAAGACACCGGAGAUUGUGGAGUUGGAGGAGCAGAUAAAGCUUGCGGGUGAUGAAGUGAGGAAACUAAAGACAGAGAAGGCGGACGCUGAGGUAGUGAAAGUGGUCGUGGACAAACUUUUAGACUACAAGAAAAAAUUGGCGGAGGUUAUUGAAGGGCUGCAAAAGUUGUAGGAUGGAAUGUAGAUACGCGUUUGUACGUUUUUUUUUAUAGAGGUGACAUUUAUACAGA